Messenger RNA from Protopterus annectens (West African lungfish), 4179 nucleotides. Its product is annotated as F-box/WD repeat-containing protein 7-like. Gene Ontology annotation, biological process: ubiquitin recycling; proteasome-mediated ubiquitin-dependent protein catabolic process. The transcript is spliced from 13 exons. Gene Ontology annotation, molecular function: ubiquitin binding. Lineage: Eukaryota; Metazoa; Chordata; Ceratodontiformes; Protopteridae. Bases 366 to 2615 code for a protein of 749 amino acids. Gene Ontology annotation, cellular component: cytoplasm; nucleus. The record is from RefSeq and is a predicted model, not a curated record.
CGAGGAGCUAAUCGUAUCACCGAAUUUUGUCCUCUGAAGGCGUGUUUUGAGGUUGGAGCGGAAAUGGGUUUGUUUACAGUUGGUGGGUCGUUUUGACAGGGCCUCGGAGUUAAAGGGAAUAGUUCAAUGUUAUAGAAAAGCAUAUUGUUACCGGAACACGCGGAACUGUACUUUCUGCUACAACUGAACUGCUAACAGCAAUACUGUGGUUGCAUAAGCCGGGCUUCGGGAGGCUGUAAGCCCACCCUGAAGGCCUGGGGUUUUCCUGUUGAACGGCUUUACCGGUUGAGGGUCGUGCACCUAAGGAUUUUGAGACUGAUUCCAAGGUCGUGGAGUGGGGAUUGUGAUCACUCCAGUCUAGCAGCAUGACAGAACCCGUGGAUCAGCAGCCAGCAUCUGUAGUGGAUAUUAACCGAGCAGGGCUGAAAGAACUGGAGAGCGCAUUGUCCGGAAUUGGCAGAAGGCGGGCCCGAGCCAUAGUCCGAAAAAGAGGGGAACUAAAGGGAUUUACCUGUCUAGAUGAUCUUCUACAUGUAAAAGGCAUCACAAGGCGAAUCCUAGAACUCAACAAUGAGCGACUCACUUGCGGCGAGAAACAGUGCAAUGGAGAUAUGGACAGGGGAAGCACAUCUGUUACAUCAGCUUCCAGAAGAGCUUCAGUGUCCCUGGGUGAUGGUAUGAAUGCAAAUGCUUCAACUAGACAUGUCUUUGAGCGGCGAGGACAUCCCUCACAGGCAUGUGUAGAAGACAGUGGAGGGGAAGAAGACAAUGAAGUUCAAGCUCCCUGGGGAGAAGAAGAAGAAGAUGAUGAAGACGAUGAUGAAGAGGAGGAAGAGACUGACAGGUCUAAUGUUAGGGAAGAAGAGGAGGAACAGAGUGAUGGUGAAGAGAGGGAAGAGUCGAGUGAUAUAUAUUUCUAUUAUACCAGUGAUGAACGGUGGAUCGAUUAUCUAGAGAGGACAGAGGAGGGCAACCUGAUACGUCAUGUCCGACCAAAAAUGAAAAGAAAGUCAGAGAAUGGCCUUGAUGUGAGAGCUCUUUCUCCAGGGAAGAAGCUAUGCAAAGGCUCAGAGUAUGCAAGGAGUCUUGGACAAUGCAUCAAUACAGCCACAACAUUUGGAGACUUGCGGAAUGCAAAUCCUCAGGCCCACCACAGGAGGAGAAUCCCCUCAGUAGCUCCUCCUCCAGACUUACAGGAGUGGCUUCGAACUUUUCAGAGGUGGACUGGCCAAGAGAAACUGUUGGCUCUGGAUGAGCUAAUUGACUGCUGUGAACCAUCGCAGAUUAAGUACAUGAUGCAGGUUAUCGAGCCACAGUUUCAGAGGGACUUCAUCUCCCUGCUGCCCAAAGAGUUGGCUCUGUAUGUACUAUCUUUCCUGGAUCCUCGAGACUUGGUGCGAGCUGCACAGACCUGUCGGUACUGGAGGGUCUUAGCUGAGGAUAACUUGCUUUGGCGGGAGAAAUGCCGAGAUGAAGGUAUCGAAGAACCACUUUAUCUUAGAAGGAGGCGGAUGAUGACUCCCAGCUUCAUGUACAGCCCUUGGAAGUUUGCUUUCAUGAGACAACACAAGAUUGACAUGAACUGGCGAUGUGGAGAAAUCAAGCCUCCAAAGGUGCUCAAAGGCCACGACGAUCAUGUAAUUACCUGUCUGCAGUUUUGUGGCAAUCGAAUCGUCAGCGGGUCUGAUGACAAUACAUUAAAAGUGUGGUCAGCAGUCACUGGUGAGUGUGUUCAGACACUAGUUGGUCACACUGGCGGAGUUUGGUCAUCUCAAAUGAGAGAUAAUAUUGUUAUCAGUGGUUCAACAGACAGGACGUUGAAGGUAUGGAAUGCUGACACUGGGGAAUGUAUCCAUACACUCUAUGGUCACACCUCUACUGUACGAUGUAUGCAUCUUUAUGGCAACAGGGUUGUCAGUGGUUCUCGAGAUGCCACACUCCGACUGUGGGACAUUGAGUCAGGACAAUGCCUCCAUGUCCUAAUGGGUCAUGUUGCGGCAGUGCGCUGUGUACAGUAUGAUGGCAAGAAGGUGGUAAGCGGAGCAUAUGAUUAUACAGUAAAGGUGUGGGAUCCCGAGUCAGAAACAUGUAUCCAUACUCUUCAGGGACAUACCAACAGAGUCUACUCAUUGCAGUUUGAUGGCAUUCACAUAGUCAGUGGCUCCUUGGAUACCUCUAUUCGAGUUUGGGAUGUAGAAAGUGGCAACUGCCUACAUACACUUAUGGGUCACCAAUCCCUUACAAGUGGAAUGGAAUUGAAAGACAACAUCCUUGUUUCAGGAAAUGCAGAUUCAACUGUAAAAAUCUGGGACAUCAAAACAGGACAGUGUUUGCAGACACUACAGGGCCCAAGUAAACACCAGAGUGCAGUAACUUGCCUACAGUUCAGCUCUAAGUUUGUGGUGACAAGUUCUGAUGAUGGGACAGUAAAACUCUGGGACUUGAAGACAGGUGAAUUUGUGCGCAACCUGGUGGCACUUGACAGUGGGGGAAGUGGUGGGGUGGUUUGGCGCAUCAGAGCAUCCAACACAAAGCUUGUUUGUGCAGUUGGCAGUCGAAAUGGGACAGAAGAGACAAAGCUACUGGUAUUAGACUUUGAUGUGGACAUGAAAUGACAUCUCAGGCUGAGACCAAGAUUUGCUUUUCCUGAAAUCACAACUGUGGUUACAGCAUUGCCAAAGAACCAAAGAACACAAGGCAGCUGAAUGGUGAAAGGAGGAUUCUUGUCUGGAGUUUGAGUAGAGUCCCAUGCAUAAGCUAGAUGCCUCAUCCAGGCUAAAACUUUCCUGUGUGAAUAUCAUUGUCAGAUACCUGCUUUGAUGUGCAAAUGGAAAGGCAGCUGAACCAGAGUAAGAGGAGACAACUUCCUGUGUAUCACUUGCCUGUAGAGAUGGCAUGCAGUUCUAAAAGGUGCUUUUGUGGAACACUGGCACUUGAUCAGUAUUUGAGUCAUAACCUGUUUCCUGAAUCCAAAGCAAGAUCUAAGUAUAGACUGUUGCCAACACCAUGUCAUGUAGAAAUGCUUUUUUAUUCUCUGUCCACAUUGCAGACCUUUUAGGUCUGUGGAAGAGCCAGUAGAAUUUUAGAAUGCCUUUGGUAUUGUGUAAGGAACAUUCCUCUGCUUGCCAAACAAAAAAAAAAAACAGUGUGAAAAACUAGAAAGUCCUGUAUAUAAGAGAUUUAUUUGUACAUAUAAAUAUGUAUGUAUUAUUCAGACUACAUAAAGGUCUGUCCAAAAUAUUUGUAAUAUUAUGUAAAGCAAGAUGGAAAAGACAAAAAGAAGCACGCUUAUAUUUAAGUAUGAAUGUGGGUGUUUGCGUGGCUUUGUGAAAGAAAGCAGUGUGACUGGCACUUUUCAGGCUGCAGUAUGUUACAUAAUGAACUUAGGUGUGAAAUUCACUGAUACUGUUCAUGAAACGCAUUUAAGUCUGUCUGUGAUAUUACAUAAAGUUAAGUGCAUGCAACUGUUUCUACUGAUUGUCCCUUCUGUCAGUGCUGUGGACCAUAGGUUUUCAAAGUCUAUCACAGUGAGACUCCUCAGACCUCUCAUAGUUAUUAAAAGAAAUGUUAUGGGCUUAUCCAUAGGAAAAAAAGAAACAUGAAACACUGUGCAGAAACAGACUGCCCCUCCCCAACCACCUCCACACCUGAAAUAAAAUGUGGCUUAGUACAUCCUUUGUUGAUGUGCAAUCAGUUUUGCAUAUUCACUGACUACUGUUCUGCUUUUAGUCCGGUCAUAUGUAAAGCUAAUACUGAAGGUAAUUUUUAAGUACAUGUCAUUUAUAGAGCUUAGAACUUGCCCGGGCGGGGGGGGACACCACCAGACUCUUGAUACCUGGCACAAGCUCUGGAAGGGGCAUAGGGUGCUACUUAAAAAAAAAAAAAAAAAAAAAAAAAAAAACAACAAAAAGAAUGUAAAUCAUUGCUUGCACUCAUUAAAUUGAGUUUCAGAGGUGUAGAUUCUGAAGAAUCAAAAGAUAUUUUUUUAUUAUUAUUUUGUUUUAUCUCUCAUUUCACCUCUAGGGAGAGAAACAGUAGAAAAUGAAUUUCACACAUGGAAAGAAGGCUGUAUACUGUAUAAUAUAAUCUACUGUAUAUUUUCUUCUUCAGAAACAAAUUACUGUAGGCUGGACCUUACAAACAUCAGCAGUUCAUUAAAUGCUGUUGAGCCAAACCUGG